This is a messenger RNA of Caenorhabditis remanei, 3171 nucleotides long. RefSeq lists its product as uncharacterized. Gene Ontology annotation, cellular component: integrator complex. The transcript is spliced from 12 exons. The coding region runs from base 1 to 3171 and encodes 1056 amino acids. The record is from RefSeq and is a predicted model, not a curated record. Lineage: Eukaryota; Metazoa; Nematoda; Chromadorea; Rhabditida; Rhabditidae. Gene Ontology annotation, biological process: snRNA 3'-end processing.
AUGGAACCUGAAAAGGAAAAAACUGAAGUUCGACCAAAAACAGCGUUAGAAAAGAAUUACGAAAAAAUCGUUGUUGAAUACGAGUCAUUUUUCCAAUUGGCGAAUCAAGGCGAUAUAUCUGGAAUCUAUCGAAAUCGUCCAUGUUUUGUGAAUGAAACAAGUGUUGAGAAUCUUGUUAAACCUGCUAUCGAGGUUUUCAAUGAUUUUCCGGCGGCGCGCCAGUCCGUUUAUCAUUAUACGGGAAUGCUGAUUCAUGAAUGUGUCCACCAUUGGUUCACAGCGAAGGAGAAAUUGCCACUGACGACAAAUAUAACAACAGUCAAAGAAGCGACAUGUCAACUUCUGGAUUUUUACACCAACUUUUUCACAGAAGGAGCUGGAAAAAGUAGUCUAGAAGAGUGUCUUCAGUUUCUCUGUGAGCUCUCCGCCGAACUCUCACUUCGAAAUGCGGGACGUCCAGCGAUGAUUCAUGCUCAACAAAGCGGAGAAGUGCUGUCAAUUCUGAAAUCAAUUGAUAUAAUUGAGAAAGUGCUAUCUCUGAUGAAUAUGAUUCUGUCGUCAGCGCUAAAUGAGAAUUCCGAGGGUUGCAUGAAAGUAUUAUUUGAAUCCAGUCGACAUGGCCAGCAUUUUAGUUGGAUUUGGCUUCAUAUUGCAACUUUUCUGCAAGGCACUAUAAUCACACAUCUGCUGGAAUCCGGCGCCGAGCAAUUCAAAACAUAUGUUAUUGAGAUAUCCACUCGUUUAAAUGCUCAAACUACUGGACCCGCUGUUUUAAAUAUUAUUCAGACGGAAUAUGAGCACAAAUUUCGAGCCAUCUCCGAUGUUUUCAACUUUUUGAUGGGAAAACGAAAUCCACAAUUACAGGAGGCAGUUUCGCAAUUAAUUUUGGAUAGUUUGGAUUCGAAACCGGAAAGAGUGGGCGGUGAAAAACCGGCUACCACAUCCAGUCGACUAGGAUUCGCGUUUUUCUUCAAAUUGGUUACUUGCUCGAUAAAAACUCUUCAGAUUCUUGUCACCAACAACUGUCAUUUGAUCACCCCAUUCAACGUUGUUCGUGCGAUUCGUCAUGUGCAGGCUGUCGAUAAAUCGCUCAUUCUCCCAGCCAUCACCUAUACUGACUUCAUUAAACAAAUUGUUGGUGACGUGGAUCCAGUGACUCAUGGAAUGAUUUUCGAAUUAUUGAUUGAGUUAAUCUAUCAGCACGAUGUUUUCGAAGGAGAGAAUCUCCCAGAAUACCAAGAGGCCAAUCAGAAUAUUGGGAGGGACUGCUUCCCAGUGCUUGAUGUCAUGAUUAACCAAUUAGUCAGAAUCGCACAUUCAUCGGGAGCUUUUAAGUGCCCUUCAAUGCAUCCGGCGAUUCAAUUAUUUUCGUCUGGAGAGAAAUUGCAGUUUAUUAUUGAUUCAAUAACGAGACACCUAGAAAAAUCUCCCACAAUUAUUCGCCAUCUUCAUGCAAUCUCCAUCGCUUUCCACGAAACAAAAGCUGCUGAAAUUGCGCUCCGAUUCAUUAUGACCAUUAGGUUUACCGAACCCAAUUAUCUCUAUAUUUUCAUGUCGUACUUAUCGGCGACCGUUCCGUUUUACCCGAAACUAAUGGAAACCAUGUGGAGGGAAUUCUCGAGUCUCAAAAUGCUCAUCGAGAAUAGUUUCGACGCGGAAGAUCUGGAAAAGCAGAACAAAACGAAAAUUCAUUUGAAUAUUCUAUAUAAUAUUAGACAGCUUCUGGAAUGGGAAUUCACGACGGAGCCGUCGGAGAGGGAACCGAUUCGGCCGUACGCUUAUUGGAAAUUGUACCCCGGACAGUACGUUGGCGCUGUCUUGAAUUCACUUCUCGGGGAGACGAAUAAGCUGUGUUGGGAAUUGAUGGAAAAAAAUAAAUCGGGAGACGCGAUGGCAGUUCUACGAGCCACCGACAAAUUUCUUGAGUCAAUCCGUGAAGCGAGUGGUCCGCUUCGACGUGGAAAACCGAUUAAAAACAGUCGACGACUGAUAAUUACAGUGUCACAAAUGUAUAAACUGAUGACUCAAUUCGCGAUUAUGCUGAAAUCCACUUUAUUUUUAGUGACAAAAGAUAAUCUCAGCGGUCUGGUGGUUUUCGAAGAGCUUCGCAGUCAAUUUCUCUGCUUUCUCUUCGGAAAACACCUCGACACCGGCCUCGCUCAACUAUCUCCGUUGUUUGUUAACUUCUUCGUUACCGCCUGUUUUAUCGACUCGAAAAAGUUAUUUAAUGAAGAACUAGGCGAACAAAUGGAGAGUCUUAUCGAUGAAUCUGGUCUGCAGAAGCUGUUUGACAAUGUGCAACUAGAAGAUGGACCGUCUGUAUUAGAAGGGCUGAAAUCACUCAAAAUGAGGGAUACGGCGGUGAACAUGCUGCAUAGAGGACAGCUGAAGAAACGACGUGGCAACGAGCAAUCGGGAAAAUAUAUUGAAGUGAAUGAAGACGCCACUCAGCGUAUUUACGCGGUGCUUGACGCGAUUCGUCUCAUGUGUUCGUCUGGAGAUCACAAAAUACAAAUUACAUGUAGCAGACAGUUAGCGAAUGCUUUGAUGCAGGUUGUUUGCAAAGAUUCGCUCAUGACAGAUAUGCGUUUCGAUGAUUGGGAUAGUGAAGCAGAGUAUAUUCAUAGACACGUCGAAAUCACGCAACGCCUCGCGCAGUCGCCAUUCUGUGACGGUAUUCUUCGAAUUCUGUCGGAAACCCGUAGUUUCGCCCUCUGUCUCCCCAUUAUGAAAUCGAAACUCGCCAUUCUGCUCAACGAGACCGAAAAGUUCCCGGAGCACAGAACGAUUCCAGAGCCGCUUCGUCAAAAAUUACACAAUUGGAUGAUGUUGGCGCAGAAAGGGAAUAUUUUAAACGCUCGCCUCUUGUAUAUUGUUGAUUUGGAACGUUUCGCUACCUGUCAUGAGACUUAUCUGAUGCUGCUAGAAAUUUGGCGGUUUUUAAUGUACCGUAACAUUUCCCGUGAAAUCAUCGACGCCUACCAUGCUGAUCUACUGCGAAACGUCGUCGAUGAGGGGCUACCCAACGAACGGGAUGCAAUGGAGAAAGUCAACAUUUCGGUGUUCCGAAUAAUUAUUCAAAAUCAUUUACCUGGAACUGUUCAACUUUUUCCCAAAUUUUUCCCACUUGAAUACGAGUUCAUGAUGAUGAAUAUCAUGGAACCACAAUAA